Molecule: messenger RNA, 1250 nt
Organism: Trichoderma harzianum CBS 226.95
Lineage: Eukaryota; Fungi; Ascomycota; Sordariomycetes; Hypocreales; Hypocreaceae
Exons: 3
Coding region: 27-902 (291 amino acids)
Biological process (GO): cytoplasmic translation; ribosomal small subunit assembly
Cellular component (GO): ribosome; cytosolic small ribosomal subunit; 90S preribosome
Molecular function (GO): structural constituent of ribosome
Source: RefSeq, a predicted model, not a curated record
CACCACCCAAGGAAAAAUCAGUCAAGAUGGCUCCCGCUAACCUGCCGUCCAUUUUCAAUGCCACGUCCCAGGACAUCGAGAUGCUCCUGGCGGCCCAGUGCCACCUCGGUUCCAAGAACCUCCAGGUGCACAUGGAGCCUUACCUGUGGAAGACCCGUGUCGAUGGUGUCAACGUCCUGAACAUUGGCAAGACCUGGGAGAAGAUUGUCCUGGCUGCCCGUAUCAUCGUCGCCAUUGAGAACCCGGCCGACAUCUGCGUCAUCUCUGCCCGUCCCUACGGUCAGCGUGCCGUCCUCAAGUUCGCUGCCCACACCGGUGCCUCCCCCAUCGCCGGUCGCUUCACCCCCGGUAGCUUCACCAACUACAUCACCCGUUCCUUCAAGGAGCCCCGCCUGAUUGUCGUGACCGACCCUCGCACCGACGCCCAGGCCAUCAAGGAGGCCAGCUACGUCAACAUCCCCGUCAUUGCCCUCUGCGACACCGACUCCCCCACCGAGUACGUCGACGUUGCCAUCCCCACCAACAACAAGGGUCGCCACGCCAUUGGUACCGUCUGGUGGCUCCUUGCCCGUGAGGUCCUCCGUCUCCGUGGAACCAUUUUCAACCGCGAGACCCCCUGGGACGUCAUGGUUGAUCUGUACUUCUACCGCGACCCUGAGGCCGAGGCCGAGGAGAAGGUCGAGGAGGAGAAGCUCAUCACCGCUGCUGAGGAGGAGGCCCCUGCUGCCAUCGAGUCUGGCUUCCCCGCCGCUGGUGGUGACUGGGAGGCUCCCGCCGCUGGCUUCGCUGGUGCUACUGCCACUGGCUGGGACGGUGCCGGUGCCGGUGCCGGCCAGGACUGGGCCGCUGCUUCUGGCACUCAGGAGUGGGCUGCCGAGGCUCCUAAGGAGAGCCAGUGGUAAGCGAUGCAGUAUCUGGGCAAAAGGGGCGAUGGGGAAGCUUUUAUUCCACGGAGCGUGGUAAUUCUGGGCGGACCUGAUCACAAAGGGGGAGGCGUUUUUUUCCGGCUUUGCAACGGCGGGUGGUCUCGGAUUUUUCUUUUGGGUCUUGAGCUGGCUGCACUGAUGAGGGAAAGAUACUCUCCCCUUUCGUUUUUCAGGGAGGGAAGAGGGAAAGCCCUGUGCGGCUGCUGGGGGCGGACUUAAUCGUUGCCUCGCCCAAAGGUUCCUUGAUUUUCCUGCGGUGCAUUAAAAGGGUUUUAUACAGCCGACCACGGUGAAAGAUUAAAAAAAGAGAAUUUAAAGAUAUCC